AUGGACAUCCUGGACGGUAUCAAUGCCAUCCUGACCCCUUUCAAGGCGCUGAAGAACACACUGGAGGCGCUGGUGGCCAUCGAAAAGGGGUACGGCUACCUGUGCGAUCGCAUGGUGUUCAUCGGCGAGGCCGUCGACAAGAUCCGGGUGCACCCGGGCUUUCAGGGGUUGGGCGGCGACAGGCUGACGUGGCUGAAGAUGGGGGGCAAGCUGGCGUCGGCGAGGGACCUCAUCGCGAAGAUCAAGGACAUGGAGGAGAACCCUUCGCAGUCGCCUCUGACGCGGGCCAAGAGGGUGGCGGAGAAGUGGAUCGGCGCCAGGAAGGUGCACGCGCGGCUGAAAGAAGUGCAGGGCUUCCUGGACACGGUGGUCGCAGGGCUGACGUUGGCCCAGGUCUUGGCCACGGGCGUCACAGUUGCCGAGCUCUCCAACAACGUGGAACAAAUUCGAUGUGUCCUCGAUAGAGGCUGGAAACAAGGACAGGGGGAGCCUCAGGGAGAGUUCAGAUACAACAAGAACAUCCUCGAGUUCCUCCGCACGCAAAUUGCCCCCGUCAAGCAGCUCAAAUCGUCAACUUCGUCCCAACCGGCCGAGAUGUCCGCCGACGACUGGCAGCGGUCCCUCGAGGCCGUGGACCAGACCCUCAAGCUGGCAGAAGUCCUCAUGGAGCGCCACUGCACCCCCUUCGACCUUCAGACCUUUUACCGCGUCUCCGAGGCUCGGCGAGGCGUGGAGAUGAUCUGCGGCAACCUUGCUGCCUUUUGCGCCGCUCUGGGCUCUCCUUCGGCCGUCCAGGAGCGCAUACCGGACGACCUGGUGGCUGCCGAUCGGCGGGACCUGCACAGGCGGCUGGACUUCGUGCUAAACGGCGGGGAGAUGGAGGGCGGGCCGACGGGGGAGUGGGAAGUCGUCAGGCGGCAGCACGAGGCGCGCGUGGCGGGGCUGCAGGUGGUGGAAAAUUCACACUCUGACUUACAGUUUGAAUCGCUAGGUCACAUUGCUGGAAAGAUCUGA
Messenger RNA from Ostreobium quekettii, 1014 nucleotides. Lineage: Eukaryota; Viridiplantae; Chlorophyta; Ulvophyceae; Bryopsidales; Ostreobiaceae. The record is from the annotation of a GenBank genome assembly.